AUGGUAUGCGUAUGUCUUACAGUGAGAUGAAAAAAAUCAUCAGGAGAUGGCCUAUUCUUUUGAUGAAGUCACUAAAGUAUAAACCUCUACGGGUCCACUGUCCUCACAUUUAGAUAAAACAAUUCCAAACAGUCCCUUUACAUGUCAGAAUGUUCAAUAAUCUUAAUUUGAAUUUUACCUGUUGUCCGCUGAUUUCGGUCUUCUGCUGGUGGAAUUUGAGACAAAAUAUCCACAGGAAAGUAUUAUUAAACAGACUUCAAAACGCGGGUCUCUGUGUAUGGCUAUCACGAUUUGUUUGCUUAUCACCUAAGGAAUGUGCACAAGACGUAAGUACAUCCACGCGAUGCAUGCAUACUAACCGAAGUCUUGCAGGUGUUUACAUGGUUUUGUGCAUGUGGCAGGUGAUAGAAAUCUCAACUGCAAUAUAGUCACUCUAAAAGGUCGGGUGAAUAAUACUGUCCUGCGGAUAUUUUUUCUCAAAUUUUGACCCGAAUAAGGACCAACCGCACAGACAACCGGUAGAGUAAGUUCAAAUGCAAUUGUAUUCAACAUUCUGGCUUGUAAGGAAACGUCCCAAGUUUUUGCAGCGCUUUAAUUCAGACUGUGUAUGCAGAAAGCUUGCCUGACUCCUCAAACUGAAUUCUUACACUACUCCAUGUUCGCUACAGAAGAAAGUAACGUCCUUGGGCGUGGUGUGGCGUAGCGUUUGGCCGGAGCAAGGAGUUUGGGUAGCCAGGCAAGCAGAAAGCUGGUAUCACAGUCUGAUUUAUUAGGCAACUAAAGUAUAUACAGUUGAAGUUGGAAGUUUACAUACACCUUAGCCAAAUACAUUUAAACUCAGUUUCACAAUUCCUGACAUUUAAUCCUAGUAAAAAUUCCCUGUCUUAGGUUAGUUAGGAUCACCACUUUAUUUUAAGAAUGUGAAAUGUCAGAAUAAUAGUAGAGAAUGAUUUAUUUCAGCUUUUAUUUCUUUCAUCACAUUCCCAGUGGGUCAGAAGUUUACAUACACUCAAUUAGUAUUUGGUAGCAUUGCCUUUAAAUUGUUUAACUUGGGUCAAACGUUUUGGGUAGCCUUCCACAAGCUUCCCACAAUAAGUUGAGUGAAUUUUGGCCCAUUCCUCCUGACAGAGCUGGUGUAACGGAGUCAGGUUUGUAGGCCUCCUUGCUCGCACACGCUUUUUCAGUUCUGCCCACAAAUUUUCUAUAGAAUUGAGGUCAGGGCUUUGUGAUGGCCACUCCAAUACCUUGACUUUGUUGUCCUUAAGCCAUUUUGCCACAACUUUGGAAGUAUGCUUGGGGUCAUUGUCCAUUUGGAAGACCCAUUUGUGACCAAGUUUUAACUUCCUGACUGAUGUUGCUUCAAUAUAUCCACAUAAUUUUCCUUCCUCAUGAUGCCAUCUAUUUUGUGAAGUACACCAGUCAUUCCUGAAGCAAAGCACCCCCACAGCAUGAUUUUGCCACCCCUGUGCUUCACGUUUGGGAUGGUGUUCUUCGGCUUGCAUGCCAUGUGCUGUUGCAAACCGUAGUCUGGCUUUUAUAUGGCGGUUUUGGAGCAGUGGCUUCUUCCUUGCUGAGCGGCCUUUCAGGUUAUGUCGAUAUAGGACUCGUUUUACUGUGGAUGUAGAUACUUUUGUACCUGUUUCCUCCAGCAUCUUCACAAGGUCCUUUGCUGUUGUUCUAGGAUUGAUUUGCACUUUUCGCACCAAAGUACGUUCAUCUCUAGGAGACAGAACGCGUCUCCUUCCUGAGCAGUAUGACGGCUGCGUGGUCCCAUGGUGUUUAUACUUGCAUACUAUUGUUUGUACAGAUUAACGUGGUACCUUCAGGCAUUUGGAAAUUGCUCCCAAGGAUGAACCAGACUUGUGAAGGUCUACAAUAUAUUUUCUGAGGUCUUGGCUGAUUUCUUUUGAUUUUCCCAUGAUGUCAAGCAAAGAGGCACUGAGUUUGAAGGUAGGCCUUGAAAUACAUCCACAGGUACACCUCCAAUUGACUCAAAUGAUGUCAAUUAGCCUAUCAGAAGCUUCUAAAGCCAUUACAUCAUUUUCUGGAAUUUUCCAAGCUGUUUAAAGGCACAGUCAACUUAGUGUAUGUAAACUUCUGACCCACUGGAAUUGUGAUAUAGUGAAAUAAUCUGUCUGUAAACAAUUGUUGGAAAAAUUACUUGGUUGAAAAAUGAGUUUUAAUGACUCCAACCUAAGUGUAUGUAAACUUCCGACUUCAACUGUACUUCUCAACAGAUGUCUAGAAAGCUCUGGUCUGAUAAGGCCCCUAAUAACUGAUACAGGGUAUAUUUGUUUUUGCCCAGUGGGAGUGAGAUUUUUGGAGAGAAUGGAUCCUUGCCUUCUGGCUGAUCCAUAUGUGGUGUCAGGUUAGGUGGAGAAGAGUUUGGGGAAUGUUGGGUCGGUGAAAGUGACUCAAAUUUGAAUCGCGCUCCGCACCACGCGACUGGGGAGAAGAACUGUGACUUGCUUACCUCUCCAGAGCAGGGUGCCGUUGAAAGGAGUGAUAACUGGAGUGGCGUUAAGUAUUGAGGAGGUUCAACUGAAGUUGAAGAUUCCUGGUGUCUGUGACGCCCACCAUUUGGUGCAACACAGACCCGGUGGAGAGGGUGGUGGAACAGAGAAGACACUGUUUGUACUUCUGAGUUUUGAUGCAGAGUUUUUACCAGAAAAGCAGGUUGAGGUUGCCAGGAUCAGAGUAAUUCAGAAGGUGUCAUAUGCUGAGGCAUUGAAGGGAGUAGUAACCUCCCGAGUGGCGCAGUGGUCUAAGGCACUGCAUCGCAGUGCUAGCUGUGCCACUAGAGAUCCUGGUUCGAAUCCAGGCUCUGCUGUAGCCGGCCGCAACCGGGAGACCAAUGGGGCGGCGCACAAUUGGCCCAGCGUCGUCCAGGGUAGGGGAGGGAAUGGCCGGCAGGGAGGUAGCUCAGUUGGUAGAGCAUGGUGUUUGCAACGCCAGGGUUGUGGGUUUGAUUUCCACGGGGGGCCAGUAUGAAAAUAAAUAAAAAGAAUAAUGUAUGCACUAACUGUAAGUCGCUCUGGAUAAGAGCGUCUGCUAAAUUAUGUAAUGUAAAUGUAGAGGAAGAUGGGUCCACCCUUACGGAAAAUGAUUGCAGUCAAAGUGCAGUAUAACGGCAGUACACUGCAGUAUAACUGCAGUUAUUCUGAAAUUACUGCUUCCAAAAUACCACAGUCGACUGCACUUUUACUGCAGUUUCAAAACUGCAAUCUUUUUUUGUAAGGGCAGGGUGAGGGAUCCUAAGAGGAUCCCUGUGAGUAGGUCGAGGUCAAUAGAGAGUGAUAGGAAUAACGUGCUUUGGUAAGAUUGUUUUUUUGGCAUUCAUGGCCAUGGUUGUCAACUGAACCGCAGGAAUGGAAUGUAAAUCACAGAGGAUAGAUGUUGUGGUGGCAGCUGCAAAUAAGUACUUGAGCGUACGAGAUUUUACUGCAGAAGAGUUACAAGGUGUUUUGAACGAUAGUGUCCCGUACUCCCAGGCUGCUGGCCUGGUGCAGGAUCAGAUAGGACCAAAGUAGUGGAAUAGUGAUGAGGUUUUAAUGGGUGUAGGGUUAGUUGGUAGGGGAAUUUUUUCACAAAAUGUAAUGAAUUGUUACUACAGAAUAGUAGGCUGAUACACAGCCAAUACAGUAGAUGGCGGCAUGCACCUAUAACAUUUGUUUGCGGACCGCCAUAAUACCAAAGAAGAAGAUAACGUCAUCAUCCAGCGUCCGUUCAAAUCAGCGAUACUCUCCCCGAAUUUAAAAAGGGAAAUAUUAAUCCCAUUACUGUUAAACUAGACAAAUAAACCAGUUUAGAUGAUAGACAUGAUUGAGAAGGAGGAAUCGGGGGGGGGGGGGGGGUGUAACAGAGUUAGGUCAGAGGUAACCUAAAGUAGCAGGCGUAAAAUAAACACCUGAAACUACAUACUGGUCUUGAGGAGAAGGGGAAAAAACUGUUGGGGGAGGUUCUCUUUUGCACUGUCCAACCAAUCCAGUAAAUGUGGAGGAGGAGUUAAGAUGGAGCUUGGACUUUAACGUCCAAUAGCGGAAGUAGCGUCACAGGCUCUUUCUGUUCACCCUGAAAACCGUUCUAUACACUGAUCUUUACAGGAAACCUACUGAUCGUAACAGUUUGUUGAGGGCUGAUAGUUGUCAUCCGCUUCCCUUGAAAAACAGUUUGCCCUACAGCCAAUUCUGUCGAAUCAAAAUAAUUUGUAAAAAAACAAUCAGACUUCGACCGUAAUAUGGCUGAGACGCAAAGAAAAUUCAAGGAGAGGGGGUACAAAAAUGGUGAGAUUAAUACUGCCAUUGAGAAAAUUCAAAACAAAUCGAGACCUGAUCUCUUUCAAGGACAGUCUCGCAAAAAGAAGCAUUCUUGCGUUCUAACUACACGCUAUUCAAAGUGCUCUGAACAAAUUAAGGGAAUCGUUCACAAACAUUGGCACAUUCUAAGAUCCGAUGACAGUAUUGGUAAUGUGUUUUCAGACCCUCCCUUGGUUGUAUUCUCGCGGGGCAGAAAUCUCAGAGAUCAAUUGGUAAACUCUGAUUUACCACCCCUAAAUAUCCCUGCACAACAUCUAUUUGCACCUCUACCGGAUGGAAACUACAAGUGUAACGGCUGCGCUCAAUGCAAUGGCACUUACAAAUGUAGAUCCUUCAAACCCCCAAACAGGGAAACAGAUCCCAAUCAAAGGUGUUAUUACGUGCUCCACUAAGGCAGUUAUUUAUCUUAUAACUUGUCCUUGUGGUAAAAAUUAUGUGGGUAAAACAAAGCGCGAAUUAAAAAACCAUUAGGUGCAAAAACUCGACAUACCCAGUCGCUGCCCACUUUUUGGAAGCGAACCACUCGAUUUCUUCCCUACGUUAUAUCGGCAUCGAACAGGUCACCCUCCCUAGGAGAGGGGGUGACCUCGACAACUUAUUGUUAAAACGAGAGGCUGCCUGGAUCUUUAAUUUAAAGACCCUUGCUCCCUUCGGUCUCAACGUAGACUUUGAUUUGGAGCCAUUCUUGUGAUUUUGCUAUUCAUUGUAAAUGUUGUGGGCCUAUGUAGCCAAGUAUCUAUGAUCAUAUGCUAUCCAUGUUUUUUGUAUGUUGUUUUUAUCUGUGAAUUGGCCAAUGCUAUUAGGCCACACCCAGCCAUGAUUACAGACACCUGCGUGUGUCCUUUGACACUAUAUAAACUAGUGACCCGCAGUGUUUGUCAUUAUACCCUGAUGAAGACAGCUUGUCUGUCGAAACGUUGGUUAUUAGGAUAUUAAAUUAUUGCAUCUGAGCUCCUAGAGUGUGCGGCUUUCCUUUUCUUUUUCACCCUGAAAACCGGAACAUCCGGUUGUUGGGGACUCGGCAGAGGCAUGGUGAGAGGGAACCUUCCCAAGUAGGCUAAUGGUGGAGUGAAACGCUGAGAAAAUUGCAGGACAAUAUACAUUAAUUCUACAAACCACUAACUAUUUCUGCUCCCUUGCUUCUCAGGUGACGGAGGAGUUAUGCCGAGCCCAGUUCCUGAUUCCAGUGAGCACUCAAGGCCAGAACCGAGCACAGGCCUCCCUGGAGCGGGCCCAGUACCUCAACCCCAUGGUGGAGGUGAAGGCAGACACAGACAGGUUGGAGACCAAACCAGAUUAAUUCUUCCUUCAAUUUGAGGCAGUGAGUACAGUAGUGCAGGAUCGGCCUAGUGUCAAGAUUACUUUUGUUCAUUAUUUUGUUACCCUAAAUGGCCACUAGGUGGUGCGUUUACACCAUUCUUACUACAUGUUGCUCUGGGCAAAUCAAAUCAAAUUUUAUUGGUCACAUACAUAUAUUUAGCAGAUGUUAUUACGAGCGUAGGGAAAUGCUUGUGUUCCUAGCUCCAACAGUGCAGUAGUAUAUAACAAUUCACAACAAUACACACAUCUAAAAGUAAAAGAAUGGAAUGAAGAAAUAUAUCAAUAUUAGGACGAGCAAUGUCGGAGUGGCAUUGACAAAAUACAGUAGAAUAGAAUACAGUAUAUACAUAUGAGAUAAGUAAAGCAGUAUGUGAACAUUAUUAAAGUGGCCAGUGAUUCCAUGUCUAUGUAAACUCAGCAAAAAAAGAAACGUUCUCUCACUGUCAACUGCGUUUAUUUUCAGCAAACUUAACAUGUGUAAAUAUUUGUAUGAACAUAACAAGAUUCAACAACUGAGACAAACUGAACAAGUUCCACAGACAUGUGACUAACAUAAAUGGAAUAAUGUGUCCCUGAACAAAGGAGGGGUCAAAAUCAAAAGUAACAGUCAGUAUCUGGUGUGGCCACCAGCUGCAUUAAGUACUGCAGUGCAUCUCCUCCUCAUGGACUGCACCAGAUUUGCCAGUUCUUGCUGUGAGAUGUUACCCCACUCUUGCAAGUUCCCGAACAUUUCUGGGGGGGAAUGGCCCUAGCCCUCAUCCUCCGAUCCAACAGGUCCCAGACUUGCUCAAUGUGAUUGAGAUCCGGGCUCUUCGCUGGCCAUGGCAGAACACUGACAUUCCUGUCUUGCAGGAAAUCACGCACAGAACGAGCAGUAUGGCUGGUGACAUUGUCAUGCUGGAGGGUCAUGUCAGGAUGAGCCUGCAGGAAGGGUACCACAUGAGGGAGGAGGAUGUCUUCCCUGUAAUGCACAGCGUUGAGAUUGCCUGCAAUGACAACAAGCUCAGUCCAAUGAUACUGUGACACACUGCCCCAGACCAUGACGGACCCUCCACCUCCAAAUCAAUCCCGCUCCAGAGUACAGGCCUCGGUGUAACGCUCAUUCCUUCGACGAUAAACGCAAAUCCGACCAUCACCCCUGGUGAGACAAAACUGUGACUCGUCAGUGAAGAGCACUUUUUGCCAGUCCUGUCUGGUCCAGCGACGGUGAUGUCUGGUGAGGACCUGCCUUACAACAGGCCUACAAGCCCUCAGUCCAGCCUCUCUCAGCCUAUUGUGGACAGUCUGAGCACUGAUGGAGGGAUUGUGCGUUCCUGGUGUAACUCAGGCAGUUGUUGUUGCCAUCCUGUACCUGUCCCGCAGGUGUGAUGUCCCGCAGUGUUUAAACCCUUUACAAUGAAGAUCUGUGAAGUUAUUUGGGUUUUUGCGAAUUAUCUUUGAAAGACAGGGUCCUGAAAAGGGGACGUUUCUUUUUUUGCUGAGUUUCUAAGGUGCAGGGUUGAGUAGCCGGGUGGUAGCCGGCUAGUGAAGGCUAUUUAACAGUCUGAUGGCCUUGAGAUAGAAGCUGUUUUUCAGUCUCUCGGGUUUCAGCUUUGAUGCACCUGUACUGACCUCGCCUUCUGGAUGAUAGCGGUCCUGUGUAGCUCAGUUGGUAGUGCUUGCAAUGCCAGGGUUGUGGGUUCGAUUCCCACGGGGGGCCAGUAUGAAAAAUUUAUGCACUCACUAACUGUAAGGCGCUCUGGAUAAGUGCGUCUGCUAAAUUACUAAAAUGUAAAUGUAAUAGCGGGGUGAACAGGCCUUGACUCGGGUGGUUGAUCAUUUUGGCCUUCCUGUGACAUCGGGUGCUGUAGGUGUCCUGGAGGGCAGGCAGUGUACCCCUAGUGAUACGUUGGGAAGACUGUACCACCCUCUGCAGCAGACCAAUGCCAGUAUAGCACCUGUUUUGCACAGAUCUUUAUGUAUUUUUUCUGCAGAUUUAAGCCGUUUUUGAAUGAUGAUGAGUUCCAUUGCAUGUAGUUGCACUUUGUUCACGAAACUUAGUGAUAACAAGUGUUUUUCAUUGGAUAUCCCUGUUAAAAGGGAUACUUCAGGAUUUUGGCAAUGAAGCCCUUUAUCUACUUCCCCAGAGUCAGAUGAACUCAUGGAUAACAUGUGUAUGUUUCUGCAUUCAAUAUGAAGGAAGUUAGAGGUAGUUUCAUGAGCCAAUGCUAACUAGCGUUAGCGCAAUGACUGGAUGUCUAUGGUAUCUACUAGCAUGCUAGCAGUUACAAUAGACUUCCAGUAAUUGCGCUAACGCUAUUUAGCAACUUCCUUCAAACUGCACACAGAGACAUACAAAUUGUAUCCACAAGUUCAUCUGACUGGGGAAGUAGGUAAAGGGAUUCAUAAUAUGAUGCAUAUAAAUAUUAUUUAUACAUUGACGGAGUGAGGGAAUUGACAGGUGCCAGUAGGGAGAAAAAAUUACAAAAAAUAAAGACCCUCGAGUUUGGAGAUAAAUAUAUUUAUCUAACUUUUGUCUGAACAGCUAACAAGUAGAAACAUAGCUUUCCUGUGGCGUUUGGUUCCAGACACACUGCAAAGCAAGCUGUCUAAAGUGCUCUGCUCUGAAUCGUGUAGUGGUGGGGUUUUGAAGAGACUCUUCAUCAGAUGCUCAGGGAUUUUCAAAGCACAAACGAUCUGCUUCCCCAGUCUGUCUGUGGCGGAGAAACGGCGGAAGCGUCCCGGGGGGAGUGCUAAUGGAAGUUCAGGAGGAGGGGGAGGCGGAGUGGGCUUUGCUGUAGACUGGUAGCCUCUUUUAUCUGCUAGCUACGGAUAUGUCUUGUCUGUGUGGUGCAGCACUGGGAAACUGGAACUUGUUGAAAUUUGCUGCAAUACAUGACAAGGGGCUGCUCUUUUUAGUCACCGUGUUUUGGACUGAGGGAUUGAUAUGUCUGGAUUAUAGUUUUGAUCCCGAGAGAGUUUGCAGGUGUUUUUGUCUUUUAGAGAUAAUUUGAGGCAACAAUUCACACCCACAACAAACAAACAAACUCUCUCAUUUACUUCACUCAGCAUACUGGUAUACUCUCCCCAUUCUCACUCAUGUACUCUCAUUGAGUCUAUCAUAACCACUCAUUCUCUGCAUGUCUAUCACUUUACUUCUCCCUUCACCUCCUACCAGACCCAUUCUCCGUUGUUAGGUUCCAUUGUACAGAUAAGCUAUAUAACCCCCACCCCCUUUCCUUGCUUCCUUCUUUUCACUCCCUCUCUCCUUCGCCUCUCAAACAAUCCAGCUCAGUGUCCCUCUUCACAAAGUCCUUGCCGGAGGCCAUCGGGAGGAGGCGCCCGAGCUGCACGCCUCCUUCAAAGGGAGGGAGGAUCUGUGGAGAGACAGACCGACAGAUAGUACGGCUGGCCAGACUGCUAAAAAGCCCUGUCCCCUCUGGCCUGCCAGUGCCAGCACUCCCAGUUCCCACUGCCAAUCCCCUCUAAUGAACUACACCAGCAGCAGUAACUCAACAUGUCCAGCCAGGGUCUCCCUCAGUGUCUAUCGCCAGUGCCACAACACAGAGGGCUUGCCUUUUUGUAGCUGAUAACUAAAGCCAAUAGGACUUCCAUAGUAGUCUGUAAGGGUCCCCCUUCCCCCAUAAUACCUUCUUCCUGUUGAGGUGUGUGGUUUAAGGAAGAUCUCCAGUCCAUUUUUCAAUCAUCAAGCAUGCACCCGGCUUUGAUGAUUAGUCUAUCCAUCUUCAUUAGCUAAGGGCACAGCAAUUAAAAACAACUUCAACCAUGCAGUAACACGUCAAUAAGCUGCCCUUGGAAAAACACUGGCGCGUGUAGUGAAUUCGAUGCUGGCACCUCCCAACAUUGUGGUACUUUGUGUUCCGGGAGGGACCAGCGUGUACCACUCACCCAUGUCAGGGAUGCCACAGACAGAUGCCCGUCAGCUGCCAGACAGCCCCUUAUCUCUAGCCAAGUGUGGUGUGCUGAGUUUGGUCUGGAGGAUAAGAUGGACCCAGCCCAAGUGUCAGUUGUUUAUUAAGGCCAAUUCUCUUUUCCCACCCUGUUCAGAUAGAACAAACUAGUCGAUUCUUCGAUUUUGUUUACUUGAACAUGUUUUGUGUCAGAAGGACAGGGCGUCUGUUGUAGAAGCUGGUGGGUGUGAUGUUCAAGGGGGGUAACUGAAGGAGUAGGUUGUUGUUUAAGGAUGGCUAUGGUGGAGGUGUGUGUGUGUGUGUGUGUGUGCACGUAAAUGUAGAGUUAGGCCUACUUGUUCAUCAUCAAGUACUUUGUAAUCACAUUCCCUGCAAAGUCUCUCAAUGAACAUGUACACUGUAAUGCAAAAGUAUGUGGACACCCCUUCAAAUUAGUGGAUUCGGCUACUUCAGCCACACCCGUUGCUGACAGGUGUAUAAAAUCGAGCACACAGCCAUGCAAUUUCCAUAGAUAAGCAUUGGUGACGGAGCCACUUUCAAUGUGGCUCCGUCAUAGGAUGCCACCUUUAAAACAAGUCAGUUAGUCAAAUUUCUGCCCAGAUAGAGCUGCCCCAGUCAACUGUAAGUGCUGUUAUUGUGAAGUGGAAAGGUCUAGGAGCAACAACGGCUCAGCUGCGAAGUGAUAAGCCACACAAGCUCACAGAACGAGACUGCUGAGUGCUGAAGCGCGUAAAAAUCAUCUGUCCUCGGUUGCAACUCACUACCGAGUUCCAAACUGCUUCUGAAAGUAACGUCAGCACAAUAACUGUUUGUCGGGAGCUUCAUGAAAUGGCUUUCCAUGGCCGAGCAGCUGCACACAAGCCUAAGAUCACCAUGCGCAAUGCCAAGCAUCGGCUGAAGUGAUGUAUAGCUCGCUGCCAUUGGACUCUGGAGCAGUGGAAACGCGUUCUCUGGAGUGAUUAAUCACGCUUCACCAUCUGGCAGUCCGACGGACAAAUCUGGGUUUGGCGGAUGCCAGGAGAAUGCUACCUGCCCCAAUGCGUAGUGCCAACUGUAAAGUUUGGUGGAGGAGGAAUAAUGGUCUGGGGCUGUUUUUCAUGGUUCGCGCUAGGCCCCUUAGUUCCAGUGAAUGGAAAUCUUAACAUUACAGCAUACAAUGACAUUCUAGACGAUUCCGUGCUUCCAACGUUUUGGCAACAGUUUGGGGAAGGCCCUUUCCUGUUUCAGUAUGACAAUGCCCCCGUGCACAAAGCGAGGUCCAUACAGAAAUUGUUUUUCGAGAUCGGUGUGGAAGAACUUGACUGGCCUGCACAGAGCCCUGACCUCAACCCCAUCGAACACCUUUGGGAUGAAUUGGAACUCUGACUGCAAGCCAGGCCUAAUCGCAAAACAUCAGUGCCCGCAGCAAUGUUCCAACAUCUAGUGGAAAGCCUUCCCAGAAGAUUGGAGGCUGUUCUAGAAGCAAAUGGGGGACCAACUCCAUAUUAAUGCCCAUGAUUUUGGAAUGAGAUGUUCAAUGAGCAAAUGUCCACAUACUCUGGGUCAUGUAGUGUAGUUAGCACCAUGGGAGUUGUAGUUUUAGCUGCUCUCUCUGACUUUGUCCUGCCCUCCCUUAUUGCUCUCAGGUGUGUCUGACCGGCUGCUCCAGAGAUCUGAUGGUGCGCGUGGACCAACUCUGUGCCCAGCACAACAUCAAGGUCUUCUGUGGCGACGUCUUUGGUUACCAUGGAUACAUGUUCUCCGACCUUGGCCAGGAGCACAACUAUGUUGAGUAAGUGUUGUGUGUGUGAUUGUCUUGUGUCUGUUUAAUUUACUUGUCUUGAUUAAUCAUCAGUUAUACUUAUGCUCAUCUGUCCCUUGUUUUGAUGCCCCAUCCAGGGAGAAGCCCAAAGUAGUCAAGCCCAAAACAGAGGAGUCCAAUGAUGGACCUGAGGCCAAGAAUCCAAAGGUUGACCACCAUGAUCAAAAAGGUGAGCGCUGUAUAAAAAUAGCUCAAUUAGAGUUUUAUCAAUGUAUUGAAUGUUAUCCUCCUCCACAUCUAAUGAUGUCAUGUUCCUUGCCCUUUGGCGCUCUCUCUAUCCCUACUGAACAGACGGCCAGCUUCUGCUCCUUGAAAGUGGCUCUGGAAGUGGAUUGGACAAAUGAGAAGGCCAAGAGCAGCCUGACGCGCACCCCCGUGGACUACUUCCUGCUACAUGGUAGCUGCACCUUUCACAAAGCCAUUGGAUAUAAAUACCUAUUUGAUAAAAGAGAGUUAGAGCAGUAGCUGGCUGCCAUCACGUCUUUUUCUUUUGCCAUACGAAGCAGUGGCGCUAUAGAUUGAUGCCCUCUAUACGUGAGCGUCUGCAGCUCCAUUGAUAUCGCCCACCACCAUUCCUCCCUUCCUGUUUUGGUUGUUGUAGCAUUGCACCCUGUUCCUUCUAGUCUGAUUUGGUCCCUUUAAUAGCCUUCACCUGGUUUCAUAGACCCUCUUAACAUGGCUCUGUUUCCAUCACAGGCUCUCCUUGGCCAGUCGUGUGUGACUUUAGAACAGAGAAACAAACAGCUAGCCACCACCCACGACAUUAAUCCGCAAGGCUGCCUACUCUAGCCCCUGUUGUUGGCUAAUAUUAAUAUAACAGCCGGAAAGGAAAGAAUUUGUUUGUUUUUGUCGUUUUCAGAGGUGUCUUACAGUAUUUGGGUUUCUAUAAUUAGGUCUAGACAUAGUGGUAUCUCUCGACUGAGCUGCUCUUGAGGAAGUGGUGCUUCCUCUGUUACAGGCUGUGUUACAGCUCCUCUGUGUCCCAGGGGUCGGGGGUUAGCCUACUGUAUCCAACCGUAACCCCUCCAGAGGAAUGGAAGGCAGCACAGGCGUGGGGGCACAUUACUGUUUUCCCUCAACUUUGAUUUAGUUAAUAUAAUUUGAAUGUGUUGUUUUUGGUUCAUCCCUGUUUGAAUCUGAUCAAGGAUGUUCCAGACUACUCUUUUAAGACAAUGUUUACUUUGCACAGAUGUCUUUGUACACUUACAUAUUGUGCCAGUCUGUGGCAGAUUUUGAGAUAAUUCUAUGAAAUUCAGUGGGUGAGAGAAUAUUUAGUUGAGGGUGAUGAUUCAUGUGAUGAUGGUGAUUGAUGUUGGGUUUUUUAUGUGUGUAUGCGUGCGAGGUGUCAGUGUAGUGGAAAUAGCCGUGGGCGGACUGGGCUCCAUGAUGUGUUUGAUGGACAGCUAAAGAGAGGAAGUGAUGACACCUGUUUUAACACUGAGGGGGUGAGGAGAGCUGCCGGGCUUAAAGGGGGGUUUAGAACUUAAAACGUCUCAGUUGCAACGUACGUCCAUCUCGCUCCUUUUAUUAUAUCCCUUUUAGUAAUAUUCAGACUCCAAACCACAUCCUCCUCAUAUUGACACAUCUUCCCACAGUCUCACACAGGAUGGGUGUAGUACUGGUGGUGCGUGCUGACAGGACAAGGACAUGAGUCAUAGAUGUCUGAUCACGGCCCUGUCAAACUGAUCAAAAACUGCUCUUCAUUCAAAUGAAGAGGUUCGUUGGCGCAACACUUGUGGUACGUUGAUUGCCACUGUCAAUCGUCUGUGGUACAACACAGAUAAAGAUCUGAUUGCACACCGUUUCCACAAGAUGAUCAGUAUGUAAUUGGAAGUGUGUGUUUCAAUUUGUUUGACUUUUGUUUUGUUUUUGCCAGCCAGUGUCAUUCCAGCAAGUGAUAGAAUCACAACCCCACCAACAUUUCCACAGUAACAUAUUCUGUGUUGUAUGGAAAUGCAUCUCAGUAUAUGUAGCAACGUAACACAUCAAAUCAGAGCUUCUUCUGUGUGUCUUCUCUGGUUUCCAGCACUUCUCCACCACGUUCUAUUGUUCACUCUCUCUUCAUGUGUUCCUCUCUUCUUUCCCACAGUACUGCUGAAGUUCCGUACUGACAAAGGUCGUGACCCCCACCCACAAAGCUUUAAGGCAGAUGCCACGCUCCUGAGACAGAUCCGUGAUGACGCCCUGGAGGCCAUGGGGCUGAGUAGCGAGCUGCUGCCUCACGACUUUGUCAGGUGACUGGCUCAAUUCAACCCAGAUUCCACCACAUGGUGCAUCACUUGACAGCCUUUCACAUGUUAAGUUGGACUGUUAGUAAUACAGUGCAUUUGGAAAGUAUUCCACAUUUUGUUAUGUUACAGCCUUAUUCUAAAAUUGAAUAAAUUGUUUUUUUCUUCAUCAAUCUACACACAAUACCCCAUAAUGACAAAGAAAAAACAGGUUUUUAUUAAAAAUAAAUAACUUAAAUAUCACAUUUACAUACAGUGAGGGAAAAAAGUAUUUGAUCCCCUGCUGAUUUUGUACGUUUGCCCUCUGACAAAGACAUGAUCAGUCUAUAUAAUUUGAAUGGUAGGUUUAUUUGAACAGUGAGAGACAGAAUAACAACAAAAAAUCCAGAAAAACGCAUGUCAAAAAUGUUAUGAAUUGAUUUGCAUUUUAAUGAGGAAAAUAAGUAUUUGACCCCUCUGCAAAACAUGACUUAGUACUUGAUGGCAAAACUCUCGUUGGCAAUCACAGAGGUCAGAUGUUUCUUGUAGUUGGCCACCAGGUUUGCACACAUCUCAGGAGGGAUUUUGUUCCACUCCUCUUUGCAGAUCUUCUCCAAGUCAUUAAGGUUUCGAGCCUGACGUUUCCAGCCUUGUGUAGGUCUACAAUCUUGUCCUUGACAUCCUUGGAGAGCUCUUUGGUCUUGGCCAUGGUGGAGAGUUUGGAAUCUGAUUGAUUGCUUCUGUGGACAGGUGUCUUUUAUACAGGUAACAAACUGAGAUUAGGAGCACUCCCUUUAAGAGUGUGCUCCUAAUCUCAGCUCGUUACCUGUAUAAAAGACACCUGGGAGCCAGAAAUCUUUCUGAUUGAGAGGGGGUCAAAUACUUAUUUCCCUCAUUAAAAUACAAAUCAAUUUAUAAAAUGUUUGACAUGCGUUUUUCUGGAUUUUGUUGUUGUUAUUCUGUCUCUCACUGUUCAAAUAAACCUACCAUUAAAAUUAUGGACUGAUCAUGUCUUUGUCAGUGGGCAAACGUACAAAAUCAGCAGGGGAUCAAAUACUUUUUUCCCUCACUGUAAGUAUUCAGACCCUUUACUCAGUACUUUGUUGAGGUACCUUUGGCAGCGAUUACAGCAUCGAGUCUUCUUGGUUAUGACACUACGUAUGAUGCUACAAGCUUGGCACACCUGUAUUUGGGGACUUUCUCCCAUUCUUCUCUGCAGGUCCUCUCAAGCUCUGUCAGGUUGGAUGGGGAGCGUUGCUCCACAGUUAUUUUUAGGUCUUUCCAGAGAUGUUCGAUCAGGUUCAAGUCCAGGCUCUGGCUGGGCUACUCAAGGACACUUGUGCGUUGUCUUUGCUGUGUGCUUAGGGUCGUUGUCCUGUUGGAAGGUGAACCUUCACCCCAGUCCGAGGUCCUGAGCGCUAUGGAACAGGAUUUCAUCAAAGAUCUCUCUGUACUUUGCUCCAUUAAUCUUUCCCUUGAUCCUGACUAGUCUCCCAGUCCCUGCCGCUGAAAAACAUCCCCAUAGCAUGAUGCUGCCACCACCAUGCUUCACCGUAGGGAUGGUUCCAGGUUUCCUCCAGACGUGACGCUUGGCAUUCAGGCCAAAGUGUUCAAUCUUGGUUUCAUCAGACUAGAGAAUCUUGUUUCUCAUGUUCUGAGUCCUUUAGGUGCCUUUUGGCAAACUCCAAGCGGGCUGUCAUGUGCCUUUUACUGAGGAGUGGCUUCUGUCUGGCCACUCUACCAUAAAGGCCUGAUUGGUGGAGUGCUGCAGAGAUGGUUGUCCUUCUGGAAGGUUCUCCCAUCUCCACAGAGGAACUCUGGAGCUCUGUCAGAGUGACCAUCAGGUUCUUGGUCACAUCCCUGACCAAGGCCCUUCUUCCUCAAUUGCUCAGUUUGGCCGGGCUGCCAGCUCUAGGAAGAGUUUAGGUGGUUCCAAAUUGUUUCCAUUUAAGAAUGAUGGAGGCCAUUUUGUUCUUGGGGACCUUCAAUGCCACAGAAAUGUUUUGGUACCCUUCCCCAGAUCUGUGCCUCGGCACAAUCCUCUCUCGGAGCUCUGCGGACAAUUCCUUCGACCUCCUGGCUUGGUUUUGCUCUGACAUGCACUGUCAACUGUGGGACCUUAUAUAGACAGGUGUGUGCCUUUUCUAAUUCAUGUCCAAUUCAAUUUACCACAGGUGGACUUCAAUCAAGUUGUAGAAACAUCUCAAGGAUGAUCAAUGGAAACAGGAUGCACCUGAGCUCAAUUUCGAGUCUCAUAGCAAAGGGUCUGAAUACUUAUGUAAAUAAGGUUUUUUUUGUGUGUUUUUUUAAAUAGAGUUUUUGAUUUUUCAUUAUGGGGUAUUGUGUGUAGUUUGAGGGGGAAAAAAACAAUUGAUUGCAUGUUAGAAUAAGGCUGUAAUGUAACAAAAUUUGGAAAAAGGCAAGGGGUCUGAAAACUUUCCGAAUGCACUCUGUUUUUAGGGGUGUUGCAUCUGCCAGUGAUGGUAGUUAUUAGAUAUAUCAAAGAUCAUCUGUAACUGGCUGCUCCAUUCUGAGCUAUUUCAGUUUUUCAGAGUUAAGACAAUUGUUAAUUCAUCCUUAUGAACACGAAAGAGUUUGUGUAUUUCUGUUGGUGACACUCAUGUUGUGGUGUUGUGUCAUCAGAUACUGCUUCUCUGAGAUGGCCCCUGUGUGUGCUGUGGUGGGUGGCGUGCUGGGACAGGAGGUUGUCAAGGUUGGUUGUCAAGUUUUUUAAAUGUUAUUAUUGACUUUUCAUUAGUUUCUUUGACUUUACAUCAUUCAUACUCUACUGUCCAUCCUGGCUCUAAACUAGUGUGAACCACCACACAUUAGACUGUCUGUACCACAUUUACUGUUGUGCAGCUUUCACUGGGGAGAAAGAAACCAUGUUAUAUUUUGGGGAGGCAGAAAGCUAAACACUUGACAGCAGGCCACUCCACUUGAUUCUGGGUCCAAUCCAGAAAUACCCACUGAUAUGUUUCAGUACUGUGGGGCUUUUGGGAAGAUUUAGGUGGACAGUGUGGCUGUUUUGGGUAUGACCUGGGUAUUGGAGAAUAAGGGAAGUGUCACAGUCCUACCUGUGUUUGAGAGUUGAUGGAGCCAGGUAAGAAGAGGUAACGUCAGUCAGUACAGACAAACCUCUCAGCGGGAUGAUGGUACUGCGCCAGGCUGUCUGUCUCCACGAUAUGAUGUAAUGAUGAAACCGGAUGAAACGGCCUGCAACCGGCAGACAUCUCACUGGGUGAAGUCAAGCGAUCACGCAGCGGACAGUGCACCCCAUGCUCACGCAGUGGAGCGGACACUAGAGUACACCCCAUGCAUGCAAUGCAGGGAAAGCUGGUGAAGCUCCCACAGCAAAGCUGUCCUUAGCUAUUGUGGGCUUAGUUUGAGAGAUGGUCAGGUAGUGUGUGUGUGUGUGUGUGUUGUUGGCUGGUAUGUUUGUUUGUUUCUACAGGCUAUUUCCCAGAGAGACGCACCGCACAAGAACUUCUUCUUUGACGGUAUGAAGGGCAGCGGGGUGGUGGACUACUUUGGCCCAAGGUGAUCGACCAUAUUCCCACCAAUAGAGGUGUGUGCAUGGGACAUUAAGGACUACACUCACAUACUCAGUAACAGUUUUGAGUUCUGUCAUUCUUUUUUCAAGUCAGACUAUUUAUCAAUGUGUAACCAUUCACCUCAGCUGAAAGUUCAACAAGUGUUUCAACAGGCGAAAAGCAUUUGUCAUUAUACAUCAAUUUUUUUUAUACCUGCGCACACAACACACCUACUAGACGGUUUUUGCAGCAUACCUUUUUUGAAUUUUGAUUUUUUUUGUUUGCUAUUGUUAGACUGUCCAUUUAUGUUUCUAGCACACAGAGGGAUUUUUACAUUUUGUAAUAAAAAAUAUUGUGAACAAAAUGAUUAGCCUUUGAGGGGUUAUCUGGAAAUUCAAAGUAGUGACUCAAUGGUUGUGUAGCGGUGGAUCAUAUAGGUUCAAAUUAGUGGAUAUACGGCCAGCGACCUGCUGUUAAUUCAGUGCAUGAUGUCAUGCCGUAUGUGGAUGAAAGAGCAGGUAUCAGUGCCCUGCAGCACAAAACAAAGGGAUUGUUCCAGAUGCUUCCAAGACAUGCCAAACAGGCCUAUCAUGAGCAUGAUAGUUUCCUCUUCAGUCACCCAAACGGGAUCUCUCCCUCCAUCAGCGGCAGGUGGAUGGACCUGUAGAACUGGUCUGUACAUGGAGGGAGUGGCAACCCCCUAGACAGAGUGCCCCGUGUACAUCAGAUAAAUUAGUGGUGAGCUUUUGACAUUGACACUUGACUGACUUCUGAUUUACAUUGGUAGUUUAGCAGACACUCUUAUCCAAAGCGACGUACAGUAGUGAGUGGAUACAUUUUCAUACUGUGAGAAAUGACAACGUGCAUUGUGAAACUGUCAAUGUAAAGGAUGGUUCUUCCCCAAAAAGUGUUUUUGUCCUUGACAAUAAAACUGUACAUGCAGAGAUGUGUCUUCUCAAGCCAGGCACAAAGCAGCAUGAAAUUCCACAUAGUUUAUCAUGUUUGUUUGUGUGUCUGUUUGUGAUGUAUUGAAGAAAGAACGGGGAGGGGGAAAGCACCUUGUUUUUCGCCUGCAGCGGGGAUUCGUGAAAAGGAAAACAGCCAGAGCCUUGAAAUGAAACCAUGACUGAUUAAGCCCCAUAAGGAGUCACUGCUCUUUUCCAGGGAUUAGGAAAAUGCAGGAUUAAUUACGGACAUCGCUUUAAGCCCAUCCUUUUAAUUAAAGCACAUCUCUUAUCUCCUCUCCCUGACCACCCCACCCAUCCCCCAUCUCCCACUCUUAAAAAAAAAAAAAAGCUACCCCCUCCAGCACUGUGGUGUGGUCAUUCAUUUUGUAAAGACCCCAGACUGAGCAGCAAAGAUCCAAGCGGUCAUUCCAGACACCAAUCACAAUGGGGAACUCAUUCCGCCGCUGACAUGGAGGCUUUCCAUUGGUUCAUAUGUGGCACAAAGUGCAGGUGAGGACCUCUGGUCCAGAUGUUGACUCAUUCCAAAGCGUCUUGACGGCGUGUUCAACAGGGGGGGUCUUAUUGAUUAUAAGUAGGUGUCAUUCUUCUUGUUUUGGAGACAAUGUGCAAUCUAGGCCAUGUUUAGAAUUACGAGAACAACAAAGCCUUCCUGAAUAGAGGACAGCCUACAGUACAACAAUCUCAAAACAUUCCCACAUAAUGUCAUUAGCAGCAAACAUCAGAGCUGUGUAGUUACUGAAGAUGUGUUCAUGUUAUCUGGUAAUCCCCUACAUGUUCUCCAUUUACUGUAUGUAGCGUGUCUGUUUGUCAAGCACCUCCAGUCCAGACCACCACACUGACCAUCACACGCUAGCCAGAGUUGCGUCACAGUCCCCCAUUCAUCCACCACCAGGAAUCAGGUGACUGACUACAAAGAGUCAUUGGUGUGAUAAGAUCUUACCAGUAUAAUACGGUACCAGAAACAGGAGACUAGUAAAAUAAUGUAACCUGAGAUUGUUCUUUAAUCCAGGGCCAUGAGAAUAAAGUACUUGUGAACCAACAAAAGUAAUUGUAUUAACAUUACGCUGCAAAGGGUCACUCAAUUUUAUCACAGACAAUCAUAUCAUUCUAUUAUAGUCUUUAUUUUAAAGGUCCAACGCAGCCAUUUUUAUCUAUCAAAUCACUUCUGGGUAACAAUUAAGUACCUUACUGUGAUUCUUUUCAAAAAGAAACAGAAAUAGCAUCUUAGCAAAGAGCAAUUUCUCAAGCAAAGGUUUUGCUAGGACUGUCUGGGAGUGGUCUGAGUCGGGAGGUGAAAACUAGUUGUUAUUGGCAAGUAGGUUUGGAACUAUUUUUCUUAUUGGUCUAUUAACUAAUUUACCGCCUGGUGAUGUCACCUGGCAGGCAAAAUAUCUGUCACACCAAAACAGGCAGAAAUUUCAGCCGUCUUUUCAAACAGCUCUUAAACUAAAAGGGCAUUAUCAUAAUUUUCACAAUUUCAGAGUAUUAUUCCAACCUCAUAGUGUGGAAAUAUACAUAAAACACAGGGAAAUCACAUUUUUGACUGCACAGGGCCUUUUAAUAAAAAUCAUAAUCUGAUAAUCUUACUCAAAAAUACAUGCCAGAACAAGUGAAUAGAUUUCAUAUCUUUAUUGUAAAAAAAGGAAAAAAUCUGUACAAAAAAUUCAUGUAGAAAGUUCAUUAAAGAAAAGUCAAAAACAGCAAAUUUACACUGCAUGAAACUGAGAUUGAGAUUACAAAAAAAUGUGGCGCUACUUUACAGUACCUUCAGUAGCGCCGUCCCUCUGUGAGGGACUGCAUUGGGGAAUGGAACCACAAGAAGUCACACAGUCGCCACAGGAAGUGGACCACACCACAGGAUGUCAUGAGCCAGUCACAGGAAAUGAACUACACAUGCUCAGAACGCUAUGGGGACGCCCAGUCGCACACAGAAAAAAAGUGGUUGGGUAUUCUCACAGGUUCUUUGCUAACAAGUGUAAUGACAUUGCAGAAAGGGGCUUAAAAAAAAAAAAAGCCCUGAACUGAAAACAAAGCAGAGACUGCAGAAAUGUUAAGGCCAUGUAAGUGAUACAGUAUGGCAACACACAGAAAAUAGUAUGAUCACAGUUGUAUCCAUCAGAACUUCUAUUUAAGGUUUACAUGGCAAGUUGGGACUGUAUUAACCUCUUGGGUUCAAGGUUAAACUGUUGGCUACAGUGAAGUCUCAGUUUCUCCCACUUGACAUGCAAACGUUCUCAACCGAUUUCCAUCACUACAUUGCUUGUUGUUGCGACCUCUUUCUAGACAUUUAGACAAACUUUGUUCCUCAUUGUAAUGCUUUGGAAUGAUAGGGAGUAAGUUGGUUUACAAAAAUGGUAUGUCUUUCUUAAAAGGCCUGCUUUCCUGGACGCAUUGAAAUCAAACUUUGUGUAUAAACUGGCUAUGGAAACAGUCAUACGGCGCCACUUUUAAAUGGAAUGCCUUUGCAAAGACCGAUAACUCUAACACAGUUGACGGUUCACCCUUCGUGUAACUGGGGAUGAACUGACUUUGGUCCAGUUAGUCCAGUCUAUUGUCAUAUUUAUCUCUAAGCUUUUUCAAUCCUCAUUUUAUGGGUUCUUGGCUUUCUAAUACAUUUUGUAAUCAUCUUUUAUUAGGAAUGAAAAGUAAAAAAUAACUUAAUUAUAUCACAAAUUUUUUGAAAACAAAAUGCUACAAAACGUGGCUACCGUCAAGCUAAAUGAAGGUCUUCAGUUUCUUCUCCCAAACUACAAUACAUGUAUCGUACAAUUGAGGGGCAAUUUGAUCAUCAUUUGAUCAUCUUUAUUAAUCAUGAAAAGAUUAAAAUCCAAAUAAUGUUUUAACCAGAAAUACCAUCUCAAAUCCACUGGAUUUAAAUACACUAACUGCUUCCAACUGUUGGUCCAAAGACAAAAAAAACUGCACACAUGGCAGAUUUCAAACACAAACAGAGAACUUACGAUUUAAGUACCUUUAAAGCUCAUUGAAUCUCAUCCAAUGACAACAGGUCUUCAGACAGAGAAAUAGCCAUGAUGGCUUAUUACUGUCUCCACCUCCAAACCAUGCCAUCAUCUCCCAAAACAAAUAUAUACAAACAAUUUAACACUGUUAAUAAUAGUGGGAUUGUACGACAGUGCUACAUCUCAACUCAGAGCCUCUAACAGAGGUGAUGGUCUGGUAACUGGCGCAUAGUGUUCAGUCCCUGUGUGUGUGUGUGUGUGUGUGUGUGUGUGCGUAAGGAAUGUGUGUGUGAGGGUGUCAACCACUGCUCCAUCCAAGGUCCCACACACCAACCACUGAUUGUCCUGGUGAUAAGAGUAGGCCAUUCUGGAGGGAGCGAUAGAAAGCACAUAAAUUACAAUGAAAUGUAUUCAGAUUUGAAGGGAAGAGUAGCAUACAUAUGAAUUGAUAUACUCCACUACACUUAGAAAAAAAGGUGCUAUCUAGAACCUAAAAGGGUUCUUCGGCUGUCCCCAUAGGAGAACCCUUUGAAGAACCCUUCUUGGUUCCAGGUAGAACCCUUCUUGGUUCCAGGUAGAACCCUUCUUGGUUCCAGGUAGAACCCUUUUGGGUUCUAUGUAGAACCCUUUCCACAGAGGGUUAUACAUGGAACGCAAAAGGGUUCUACCUUGAACCAAAAAGGGUUCUCCUAUGGGGACAGCCGAAGAACCCUUUUGGAACCCUUUUUUCUAAGAGUGUACUUGCAUUUUUUACCAAGUCUAGUUGGUCCUGUCUGAAACUAUAGGCCGACCUCUUGGAGUGAGGAAACAUCCUAGUGCUAGACAGUAAUGAUUGUAUGAGGCAAGUGUGUCUAUACAGCAGAUCCCAUAUACUAUAUCGCUAUAACUUAUCACAGAAGUAAGCUUAGCUCAUCCAGUGAUAUAAACUGAUUAUUAUUCAGGCCAUAGUGUGACUUACAGGGGAUUCUACACGGGCCCCUCAGUACCCGCAUCAAGCCACACUGUCAAGGGCAGUUGAGUUACUCAUUCUACCGUAGCCUCAAUUGGAAGAAGUUGUACACACAUACAUGAGCCAUAGUCUCUUCACCAAGUAAAGCCCUCGCGUCGCCACCACAACCAGCACAGCAUCACUGUGCUUCACAGUUUACAAGGAAGGGUAAGAACACACACAAGCCCACACAGUCUGGGAGACCCACCUGGGUCAGAAUGCUACAUCAAGAGCAGUCCCAAAGAGAGAUUGAAAAAAUAUAUAUAUAUACAUAAGAUGUACAAAAGAGACAAAACAAAAGGGGUCCAUCCGUUCCAGCGGACUGAGUCCAUUCUGAAGCAGUCUGUGAUUAGUCCAGUAGGGAGCUCUGGCGCAUCCAAUCCCGAUCCAGAGUCAGUUUAUCUCAGUCGGUGCAGAGUGCUGAGGGUAUCCGAGAGGAAAUUGAGGACUCCUAG
This is a messenger RNA of Coregonus sp. 'balchen', 22459 nucleotides long. The record is from the annotation of a GenBank genome assembly. NCBI's taxonomy places the organism in Eukaryota, Metazoa, Chordata, Actinopteri, Salmoniformes, Salmonidae.